Molecule: messenger RNA, 3710 nt
Organism: Chroicocephalus ridibundus (black-headed gull)
Lineage: Eukaryota; Metazoa; Chordata; Aves; Charadriiformes; Laridae
Gene: TBP
Product: TATA-box binding protein
Exons: 8
Coding region: 1079-1987 (302 amino acids)
Biological process (GO): DNA-templated transcription initiation
Molecular function (GO): RNA polymerase II general transcription initiation factor activity; DNA binding
Source: RefSeq, a predicted model, not a curated record
GCUGCGUGUUAGGGCAGAGCCUGAAAGGGGGGUCGGGGGUGGGCCGGGGCCUUCUCCGGGGUGUCCCUUGUCCCUGGACUCUGUUCCCUCGACAAAAACGUUCCCCAGCGUUUGUAGUGGAGAUAGGAGCGAGCCGCGGUUAGGCGGUUACAAGAUGGACCUCUGCGUAGGUGGUGGCCGAACUGCGCGUUCUGGCAUGCCUGGUAUCUAGACUAAUUACUAAACAGCUGAGCUCUCGAGGAGUUGAAUUUGUUUCUUCUGGGGUAAUGUUUAGGCAUCUAAUUUACCCCCGUCUCCAGGUUAUAAAAUCUGUUGUAUUCUGUUUGAUAUCUUCGGUGAGGGUAGACAUAGUAUUAUCUUACAGUCACAGGGGAAAAACAUGCCUUUUCAGCUGCAGUAUAAAUAUUAAUGUAAUUCUGAGUUCUCAUACCUUAAAAAAAGGCUGAACAGGCUUUCUUCAAAUUUUGAGGUGGUCUACCUCAGGCCUAAAAAUGACCUUGAGUGUUUCCGGGCAAUAGGUGUCUAGUUAAGAAAACUAUAAUUUAAUGGAAAAAUAUUGAUAUCAAGAUGUAACAUUUAAAUUCUCCACUUAUGUUUUUAUUUCUAUAACACAGCAAAAGAGGUAUAGUUACAAAAAAAAAAAUAAUCAUCAAACAUCAUGCAUACAUUUCACUUGCGCACCUGAAAUUGGCUUUCAUGUAUUUCUUUUUUCCUUAUAAAGCGCAUGUCAUUGUUUGAAAUGUGUUAGUGCUUUAUUUUAGGGAAGUCGGUAGAAGAGGUUUUCUUAGUUCUGAUUUGACCAGCUAUGUUUUUCCCAUAGAAGAAAAGGUAUUUGUGGAAGCCCAAAGCCUUAAAAUUGCCAGGAAAAGACUUCCAAGCAAUGUGUUGGCUUUGAUUAGUAUUUUAGACUCACAACACGCAUUUCUCUGGAGCUGAUGUUUUCCUAACACUUUCAGCUUGGCUUAAAAAGCUACUUUGCUGGGAUGUUUUAAACGGUUAAAAACCCUCUAGGAUUUGAAGUUAAUUUAAAUUAAUUGAAGGAAAUACUUCUGGCCUCACCAAAGAAAUAACUGGAAUCAUGGAUCAGAACAACAGCUUGCCACCCUACGCUCAAGGCUUAGCCUCUCCUCAGGGUGCAAUGACCCCAGGAAUUCCAAUUUUUAGCCCAAUGAUGCCAUACGGCACAGGACUGACACCACAGCCUGUCCAGAGCACCAACAGUCUCUCCAUCCUAGAGGAACAGCAGCGGCAGCAACAGCAGCAACAAGCAGCACAACAAUCUACAUCACAGCAAGCGACACAGGGAACAUCUGGUCAAACUCCCCAGCUGUUCCACUCACAGACUCUUACCACAGCCCCUUUGCCGGGAACCACACCACUGUACCCCUCUCCAAUGACCCCGAUGACUCCAAUAACUCCUGCAACACCGGCAUCUGAGAGCUCUGGGAUAGUGCCGCAGCUACAGAAUAUUGUGUCCACGGUGAAUCUUGGUUGCAAACUUGACCUAAAAACUAUUGCGCUUCGUGCCCGAAAUGCUGAAUAUAAUCCCAAGCGUUUUGCUGCUGUUAUUAUGAGAAUAAGAGAACCACGUACUACUGCACUUAUAUUCAGCUCUGGGAAAAUGGUGUGCACAGGAGCAAAAAGUGAGGAGCAAUCCAGACUGGCAGCAAGGAAGUAUGCAAGAGUUGUUCAGAAACUGGGUUUUCCUGCAAAAUUUUUGGAUUUUAAAAUUCAGAACAUGGUAGGCAGCUGCGACGUGAAAUUUCCCAUCAGAUUAGAAGGAUUGGUACUCACACACCAGCAGUUCAGCAGCUACGAGCCAGAAUUGUUUCCUGGUUUAAUCUACAGAAUGAUCAAGCCAAGAAUUGUUCUGCUUAUUUUUGUUUCUGGAAAAGUGGUUUUAACUGGUGCUAAAGUACGAGCAGAAAUCUAUGAAGCAUUUGAAAACAUCUAUCCUAUUUUAAAGGGAUUCAGAAAGACAACGUAACGGUGUCUAAAUCUUUCAGAGAAAUCAGGGGUAUAUUUUAAAAGGUAUCGCGUAUGGCACAGCAGUAAGGAGAUGGACUUCAGUGAAACUGCAACACCAGGACUUGGACUAUUUCCCAGUUAGUGCCUACGUUCCCUGAUGCUCAAGGGGAACUGUAUUCUUGAUUAUGUCUACUGAGUUACUGUGAGUUGCUUUACUGGGCUGUUCCUGGAGCAGUCCCUCCAAGUUUUAUUUAUAUUCUAGCUUUUAAAUAGUUUUAAUGCCAGUUCUAUUAAUAGAAAAUCCAUAAAUUGGUUUAAAAGACAAAUGCAACUGUGUCACUCAGUGUAUAAACCACUUAAAUUGCCAUGUAUAUAUGUUUUAACUUCCUUCCGUAAGACCACGGUUUUUAUAAUUUUCAGAACAUAAGCUUUUAAAUUUUUUCAAUUUUAAAUUUCUUUGGUGCCAGACACAUUCCCUCUUUCCAGUAUUAAGCAAGACAGAAUAAAUUUAUUACUGAAAAUGGCUCACUGUACAUAUAUAUAUAAUAUAUACCUUCCUUCUCUUUCUUCCUUCAGCUCCACAUGUACAAUAAAUCCUGUUUAUACUAUUAUGGGAACUGUCUUAAUGAAUUUUAAAAUGACCCAGCUGGUAGAGUGAAAUACAUUGAAAAGUUUGGUAUUUUUUUUUUAAAUUUAAUCUGGAUUUUUCAAUAACACAUGCACUGCUCUAAGUGACGUGUCAUUUGGGGAGAAUCUUAACAAUGCUCUGGUUUGCUUAACAGCAGUUACGUCCUUGGCAACAUCUAGCUUGACUAUUUCUAGUAUGUUAAAGCGAAAGAGACGACCGGUUAAGAAAGUUUAUCUUCAAGUAUGUGUUGCCUUAUGUUCAACAGAUGGGAUUUAUGCAAGUCUUAAAUAGCUACACUUGACUGAAUUGGAACAAAACAUCCCUGCUUAGCUUCUAGAAUUUCUUUAAACUACUACUUUUUGUAUUUUGCCAACUAUGACAGUCUCACUGUAGUAGUGUUCCUGUAAAAUAUCAAAGCCCUUCUGACUAGAGUCAGUAUGUACAUAAUCUUCCAUCUGAACUGUGCUUGAAGCUUAACGGGCUGAGAACUAAAAAUAAACUUUUUUUUUUCCUCCAGAAAACUUCCAGUCAUAGUAACAUCCUUUCUGUGACUUGCACGUUCUUUCAAACAGCUUUUAUCUAAAACUAACCCACAUGUAACCACGGUCUCUUUAUUUACUAAGUUGGUUUUGGCUGGCUUUUCUACCACUCCGUUUGCAAAUCUUGAGUGACCUUAAUCCUUAGUCUUCCCUACUCCCCCCAUAGUGGCGUACACUGCUGUUUCUCCAGGUGUUUUAAUAAUUGGUUUAAUGGAUUUUAUGAGGGAGCUGCUGUUUAGUAGUGUAGCUCUUCCAGGGUAAGGUCAAGAUGCCCAAAGACUGCCUUGCCUUCAGUGCCACACAACUGCUGUGAGCUAGUGAACGUUGCUCCGUGCUCGUGAACAUAACUGUGUGACUGGCCAGGUUUUUGCAGGAUGCUGAACUAUUACCAACUUACCCGCAAAACUCUGCAGGAAAAUCUAGAGCCUUAAGUAAUUGUGGAAUGGUUUUCAAUAAAAUCAGCCAAGCUGUACUAUAGUGACUUAAGAUACUGUUUGCUGUUCCGUGACAUGUACUAAGGCUUAAAACCUGCCCUUUUAGAAAUUAAGUUCUGUGAUGACCAAACAGCUUAUAGA